AGUAAUAAUUUCAACACACCAGACCAUGGUUCCUUGUUUUAUAUUGAAUUUAACAACCAUUUGUUUGUUGCUAUCCGGAUCAUAUGCAGUUAACACAAAUAAAGGAAGGGUCAGUUUAAUGUUUGUGGGAGAUAUUUCCUUCUCUGACCCUGUGAGAUAUUACGUAGAACAUGGUUAUCACUCCUAUAAUGACUCUUUCAACGACGUGGCACCAUAUAUAAGAGAGGCUGACAUCUCGGUUGGUAAUCUGGAGUCUCCUUUUGUUACUCAAGAGAUGCUUGACGACCCCUACAAAAUGGAAAAAUCAGUUUCACUAUAUGCCAGCCCUCAGGCUGCAUCGGCACUGAGUUUUUCUGGAUUUGAUGCCGUAACAGUCGCCAACAAUCAUUUAAACGACUUUGGAUCCAGAGGAGCUAAUUUUACUGUUGAAGUUCUUAAGAGAACAGGGAUAAAACAUUUCGGGAUAAGUUUUGGAAAAUAUGACACUUCUCAGGAACCACUAAUCCUCAAAAAGAAUGGAAUAAAAAUAGGAUUCCUUGGUUAUUGUGAUUCACCAUCGGUACUCAAAAACUGCACCGAAAUGAGAAUGAUGUUCAGCUCGGGUCCAGCCAUAUAUACAGACGAUGUUGCCAUAAAAGACAUCAAAAAGCUAAAGAAGGUGAUGUAUGGACGAUUUGGUAACAAACCAAAUAAAUUUGAAAUUGAGUCUUACGAACAUUUCGUUCUUGGAAAUUGCAACGAUUUAAGGCUAUCACGGAUCCUGAGGAUUACUAUCUCAAGAAAAGGUUUAAUCGCUGCCGACUAUCUGCCGCUGAAAAUCACAUUUGAUCAAAAAACCAAGCGACUGCACCCAGAACCUGUAAAGAACGCGAAGUGGAUCACUGUAUGUGGAGAUGAAGACCCAGUCUGCCAUUGUCAUAAUGACAUUACAGACGACUGGUAAAAUAAGCUUAAAAAUAAGAUUCAUCAAAGGAGAUCUUCGAGUCUCGUAUUUUCAAAUCAGCCAUCGGCCCCACGAUGAGGACCCGGUUUGAGAUUUAUUUCCCGCCUAUCAUUCCAUGAGGUUAAAACAACUCAGCUGUUUUCUUCACAAGGGGAUUGUUGGUAUAAAGACAAAAAUAAGUUCUUUGAUUAUUCUUUGAAAUAAGUUCUUUGAUUAUCACAGAGUUAAGCCUUGAGUUCUUUGAUUCUUUGAUUGGGGGAGGAAGACUAAUUAUUGAAAGGCUUCGUUCGUAUCGGAAAAUUCAUCAAAGGAGAUCUUCGAGUCUCGUAUUUUCAUAUCGGCCCCACGAUGAGGACUCGGUUUGAGAUUUAUUUCCCGCCUAUCAUUCCAUGAGGUUAAAACAACUCAGCUGUUUUCUUCACAAGGGGAUUGUUGGUAUAAAGACAAAAAUAAGUUGUUUGAUUAUUCUUUGAAAUAAGUUCUUUGAUUAUCACAGAGUUAAGCCUUGAGUUCUUUGAUUCUUUGAUUGGGGGAGGAAGACUAAUUAUUGAAAGGCUUCGUUCGUAUCGGAAAAUUCAUCAAAGGAGAUCUUCGAGUCUCGUAUUUUCAUAUCGGCCCCACGAUGAGGACUCGGUUUGAGAUUUAUUUCCCGCCUAUCAUUCCAUGAGGUUAAAACAACUCAGCUGUUUUCUUCACAAGGGGAUUGUUGGUAUAAAGACAAUCUUCUUGCAACUGAGAUAUCUCCUUCUUUUAUCAAGUUUUCAUCCAGUUGUUGGUGAAGAGUAGAAAUGAUUCCUUCCCUCGGUACUUUCUUCCUGAGGUCCUUGUCUCAAAAUCUGGCCAAGACUUCUUUGUAUUAUCUUGUAGUGCUCAUGUAAUAUGCACGAAGAUAAUACUUAAAACCUUCAGCCCAGUGAUCAUGAACGGCAAAAAAUGUUUUUAUGUUGUUACCGUGUGGAGUGGAAGAUGCUAAUAAUCAGUUUACAGCUUCUCUGUAGAUAUGAUCAUAUUUUCAAGCAGAAAGAGAAGAAAGAAAAAAAGUUCACUAGAGUUUAUUACUUAAUUCAAAAAUGGUCCCCUCAGGAGUGCUUACUUAUGCCUCUUGAUUCCCUGGGGAACAAAGGGCAGCACCCUCAGGAGUAGCAGAAGAGAUUUAUAACUAACAGCGAAGAUAAUUUCAAUUUUAUUACUGAAAGGGUUUACACAUAGUAGAAAUAAGACAAGAAGAACAGUUUUGCUCGCAUAUAUCGGAUUUCUGGAUCAAUAUUAGCUGCUAAGCCCAGGACGACGCAAUAUAUAAAAAGCCAUUCAUAAUUACUAUAACCUUAAACAACGCUAUGGAAAACACCACCAGUGAAAAUGAACACCCUUUAUGUAAAUUAAGUCAUAUAAUUGGCUUUAUGUUUUAUUGUAUGGUUAUCAAAGUGUUAAUUAUUAAAAUGCGACUUUAAAGAUUUCAUAAAGUGCAACUUUUAACUGUUCGUAAAAUGCGAUGGAUCUGAUAUCCUAGAUUUAUCUCAACGAAGAUAAGCCCACAUCAAUUAUUCGUAGUUUGCGCUCAAGAAACAAUAUGUGACCAUUUUUUAAUUGUAAUUCUAGUGAAUAGAUUUCGUCCAAUUCAAAAGAUUUCUCCUCUCUUGUAUUGAGGUAUCCCAUUGGAGAGCUCACUUUAGGAAGACCUCGCUCGUAGUUCAUUAUUUUACAUAAAUAUCCAGCCAUCCUGCCUGAUAUGGCCAUAUCACUUUGCAGCUCGAAACGGAAUAUUUGAUCCAGUUCAGACGGCAGCUUCAAAUAAAAUCGACAUGAAAUGAAUCCACGUCGUGCCGCGGUUUAACCUUGAGUACGAGCUACUGAAGAGAGUCUUGGAAUCAUUCAUGUCAACGAUGUUGCAUCGAUUCUCACCCAUCCACUUAUCCACUAAAGUAAAUUUUUGGGUCUUUCCCAUUUUCCUUUUCCCAUCUGGUUUCUGGUUCUGGUGAAUAUUGACACUUUUCUCUCCCGAGUCCUUUCCGAUUUCCCUGCCGGGGUUUCUCAGUUCACUUUGCUUAUCGUGACGAAUGUGAAUGUACUUACAAAUACAUCAAAUGGGACAUAAAUAUUUGACCCAAAUUUUUCACUGGUAGGGGGUACAAAUAAGAUUGUUGUU
Stylophora pistillata is the source of this 3089-nucleotide messenger RNA. RefSeq lists its product as uncharacterized. The record is from RefSeq and is a predicted model, not a curated record. NCBI's taxonomy places the organism in Eukaryota, Metazoa, Cnidaria, Anthozoa, Scleractinia, Pocilloporidae.